AUGUCGGCCAUUCGAGCUCUGAUUCUUGGCGCGGGUGGGCGUGAGCAUGCGCUGGCCCUGCAUCUGCUGCGUGCCGAGCGUGUUGAGCAUGUGUACGUUGCACCGGGUAAUGGCGGUACGGCUACGCUUGGAUCGCGGUGCUCGAACGUGAGCACGCCGAAGGCGAGUGGCGACUUUAGCGACAUUGCGCGGUGGGCGAAGGAGCAGAGAGUGACGCUGUGUAUUCCGGGACCUGAGGCGCCUCUCGUGGCGGGCGUGGAGCGGGCGUUCCGCGAUGUGGGCAUUGCUGUGUUUGGUCCGUCGAAAGAGGCGGCGCAGCUCGAGGGCUCGAAGGCGUUUGCCAAGGACUUUAUGGCGCGUCAUCAGAUCCCGACGGCCGCGUACCGCACAUUCACGGCUGAUCAGAUCGAGGAGUGCUAUGCGUUUAUCGAUGAGCUCGGUGGUGCGAAGUCGGUGGUGCUCAAGGCGGAUGGUCUGGCGGGUGGCAAGGGUGUGAUUUUGCCCGAGACGGACGAGGAGGCGAGGCAGAGUGCGAAGGACAUGCUGGUGCACCAGAUGUUUGGAAAUGCGUGUGAUUUUCUGGUCGUCGAGGAGCGUCUUGAUGGCUCGGAGCUGUCUGUGCUAGCGUUUACGGAUGGCUACACGGUGCGGGCGCUGCCUGGCUGCCAGGACCACAAGCGCAUUGGCGAGGGCGAUACGGGUCUGAACACGGGUGGUAUGGGUGCGUACUGCCCGACGCCCGAUGGCACGGCGCCUGGUAUGGAGGAGCGGAUCCGCCGCGAGGUGCUGUGUCCGACCGUGGAGGGGAUGCGCCGCGAUGGCAUGCCGCUUGUUGGUAUGCUGUUUGUGGGCCUGAUGCUGACGAGCAAGGGGCCCAAGGUGCUGGAGUUUAAUGUGCGCUUUGGCGAUCCCGAGACGGAGGCUGUGCUGGAGCUGCUGGCGCAUCCGUCGACGCUCGCGGAUGUCAUGGUAGCGUGUGCGGAGCGCCGCCUGGACUGUGUGGACCUGAGCAUCAAGGCGGGCUAUGCGGUGAGUGUGGUGUUGGCGAGUGGCGGCUACCCGGGCAAGUAUGCGACGGGUGUGCCGAUCGAGAUCCCGACGCUGCCGGAGCAUGUGUCCGUGUACCAUGCGGGCACGACGCGUGCGGACGAUGGCACGCUGUUGACGGCGGGCGGGCGUGUCCUGGCGGUGUCGGCGGUGGGCGAGACGCUUGAUGAGGCGCUGCAGCGCGUGUAUGCGGGUGUGUCGAGCAUCCGGUUUGAUGGCAUGGUGUACCGCCGCGACAUUGCGCACCGCGCGCUGGCGGGGGCGCGCACGAAGCAGGACAUGACGUAUGCGUCGGCGGGCGUCGACAUUGAUGCGGGGAAUGCGCUGGUCGAGAGGAUCAAGCCGAUGGCGAAGAGUACGCAGCGUGUGGGCUGUAUGGGCUCGCUCGGUGGCUUUGGCGGCAUGUUUGAUCUGCGGGCGCUGGGUCUGCGUGAUCCGAUUUUGGUGAGUGGCACGGACGGCGUGGGUACGAAGCUGCGUGUGGCGCUGGAGUAUGGCAAGCACGAUACGAUUGGCAUUGACCUCGUGGCGAUGUCGGUGAAUGAUUUGCUUGUGCAGGGUGCGCAGCCGCUGUUUUUCCUGGACUACUUUGCGUGCUCGAAGCUGCGUGUGGACCUGGCGGCGGCGGUCGUGCAGGGCGUGGCGGACGGGUGUCGCCAGGCGGAGUGUGCGCUGAUCGGUGGCGAGACGGCUGAGAUGCCGGGCAUGUACGUGGGCGACGAGUACGACGUCGCGGGCUUUGCCGUGGGUGCGGUGGAGCGUGAGGCGCUCUUGCCGCGCAUGAGCCGUAUGCAGGCGGGCGAUGUGUUGGUGGGUCUGCGCAGCAGUGGUCUGCACUCGAAUGGCUACUCGCUGGUGCGCAAGAUUGUGGACAAGGCGGGUGUGUCGCUGUCGUCGCCGUGCCCGUGGCCGGACGCGACGUACGCGACGCUGGGCGAGGCGCUGCUGGCGCCGACGCGUGUGUACGUCCGGGCGCUGGCGCAUGUGCUGCGGGGCGAGCACGAGGUGCUGGGACUCGCGCACAUCACGGGCGGUGGCUUUACGGAGAAUGUGGUGCGCAUGCUGCCUGCGCACCUGGGCGCGGCGAUCGACGUGUCGCGCUGGGAGCGUCCGCCGCUGUUUGCGUGGCUGCAGCGCGAGGGCCACAUUGCCGCGCAGGAAAUGGCGCGCACGUUCAACAACGGCAUAGGUAUGGUGCUCGUGGUGCCGGCCGCGGCGUCGGAGCGCACGGUGCAAGCGCUCGAGGCCGCGGGCGAGGCGCCCGUCGUGCUGGGCGCGGUGACGGCCCAGCCGGGGGUGGCGUACGUGCACCUGGACGAGUGGCACGUGGCAUAG
Messenger RNA from Malassezia restricta, 2382 nucleotides. RefSeq names its product phosphoribosylamine--glycine ligase/phosphoribosylformylglycinamidine cyclo-ligase. The transcript has a single exon. Lineage: Eukaryota; Fungi; Basidiomycota; Malasseziomycetes; Malasseziales; Malasseziaceae. Gene Ontology annotation, biological process: adenine biosynthetic process; 'de novo' IMP biosynthetic process. Gene Ontology annotation, cellular component: cytosol. Bases 1 to 2382 code for a protein of 793 amino acids. Gene Ontology annotation, molecular function: metal ion binding; ATP binding; phosphoribosylformylglycinamidine cyclo-ligase activity. The record is from RefSeq and is a predicted model, not a curated record.